UUUUAGCACUGAGUUGUCUUUCCGGAUCCACGGCCCUCACUUCCGUGUUGUUAACAAGGUACAAUCAAUUACUAGGCCUCGACAGUAAAGUUUUGAAAACUGUAAGCAACCGAAGUGGUUACCGUUCCCACGGCACCCGCCUCAGGUCGGUAUCAGCGGUCCCUGUGUUCAGUUUGAACAGUUGAUCUGGUGCUCGUAAAGAAAACGCGCAUGCUAGCACCGGGAUUUGAGCUCACACGCAGAUCAAACUAAAUGGCCCAGCUGGUGACAUUCAGGGCCAGCUGUUAACACGCUUUGUCGGUGUCACAUCGGUCUGCAAUGGGCAGUCACUUCCGUAGCUACAUCUGGGACCCGGUGCUCAUUGUGAGUCAGAUCGUGUUGAUGCAAUGCAUCUACUACAGCUUCUUGGGCUUUUGGUUAGCUGGAGUGGACAGUCUGGUGCAAAGUAACCGGUCAUUGGACCAGGUCUUCAGCUAUGAACUCCUUGGUUUUGCAACAAUUCAGGGCAGGCUCUCAAUGAUGGCAUUCAUCUUGAACUCUCUUACAUCCGCCCUUGGUCUGUGGUUCUUCAUCCGCCGGGGAAAGCAGUGCCUGGACUUCACGGUCACUGUGCACUUCUUCCAUAUGAUUGCCUGCUGGAUCUAUAAUGCUCAUUUUCCAUCUGCCCUGUCCUGGUGGCUCGUCAAUGGAGCCUGCAUGGUGUUGAUGGCUGUAAUCGGGGAGUACCUGUGCAUGCGGACUGAGCUCGGGGCUAUUCCAGUCAAUAGUGGACCCAAAUCUAACCUGUGAAAUUUUGUCGAUACCAGGUUGAAAAUUUGUGGACGUUUAACUACGGAGAAACUCGCUCAGAGGAGGUUUUUCCACUGCUUUCAAAGGAAAUGGAAGCAGGCGAUUCCCUCAGCGUAGAUGUUGGAUUGUCAUCUUUUUUCUGCAACUGAUAAACCAGAUGAACUGAUCUAUUUAUUAUUCAUAAAUGUUGGACAGUAUUAGCUGUGUAGCAAAAUACAUGCUUUAUUGCUCAUAGAGGCAGAUAUCAAUUUACACCAUUCUCUGAACCUCAUCACUGUAUUGUAUGUUAUUUAUGUAAUUGCACUUUUGUGUUCAUUUUAAUUACCCUGCAUUCCAUUUUUAAGAAUUGCGAUAUUUUUUCACUGAUUUGUGCCCAUCUUCAAAUGAUAAAUUAAACUUCAGAGACAAUGCAGACUGUUAUAAAGCAGCAGAGCAGCAACAUUCUCUUUACCACUUUGUGCUGCUAAAAUUACAAGCUGGCCUCGUUGGCAAUCAAACGUGACCAUGAUGUGAAAGGGUAUUUUUGGUUUUAAAAUUAAAAUUUUAUUCACUGCAAAAUCGGCAAGUUACCUGUUGAGAUUUUAUGUUUUCUUGUUCUUGUUGGGUUACAAGUUCAGUGUGUAAACAUGUAUGCUGAAGUGUUUCGACGCAGCAAUCAAUCAUUCUAAAUCCAAAUGUUUGCUUCAUAAUCUAUAAAAGUAUAAAAUUGGUCUUACGAUUCGUUUUGCACACAAUGCUUGGAUUUGGCCUUGUCGAGCUUGUACAUCAUAUUCCACAGCCUGCGUUGUUUGUCUCCGUCGCGUUACGUCAUGAUUUAUUAUGCGGACGUGGGGGCCACUUCGAGGACGGUUUGUCAGCCACCAGCUGUGUUCUGACAGCAGGCUGUCUGUGUUUCUGUGGGGGCUGUGAUGUGAUAAGUGCUGAAAUGUGCAGCACUAGUGGCUUCUGGAACACUUCUCAUUAUAUGAUGGCAUUUAGAAAGCUGUUUAUUUUGUUAAAUUUAACUACUUUUUCUUAGAAUAACAAGUCCUGGAACAUAUAUUAGAAUAUAUUUUUAUUCUGUGGUGAAUUUCAGCUCAAAUCUCUCGUCUGCUUUUGAGGCAGAGAUUGAUGGUUAAAUGCUGUACAAUAGUUGGAGAGAUUCACUUAUUAGCUUUAUUGUGGAGUUAGGACAUCAAUUAUGCCUCUCAUGUCUGCUGAUUUAAUAUAAGACCACCGCCAGCCGGGGUUUUCUUAUUAUGGAUUGGCAAAUUGGAAAAAUCUAGCUGUAGUUUCAUAAAUGCACAAACAUUAGAGUGGUAUCAGUCCUCUCCUCCAAAGAAAGCAUUUACGCGUACAUCCCUUAAGUGUCGACCCAUCUUUUUGUUCGAAACCAUGACAACACUGGCCAGCCAGGCAUCGCUACUAUUUCAUAGUUUCUUGCGACAGCUGAUGUGAAAGUUUCCACAUGCAAUGCCACCUUUCUAUUGAACCAUAAAUGUUUUAAUUGUAGUUUUUUUUAUGAUGUUUAAAUACAAAGAGAGAUGGACCUAUUUUUGACUUGUUUCUACUGCAGAAACAACACAGACAACAUGCACAUAAUGUGUCCUCCUCGCUGAAGAUUAAAAUACAGGGUGUUGGCAUUAACAUCAAGGAAUUAUGUUGCAAGUACUUUGGUUAUCAUAUGCGGUUUAAUAAAACACUAUACAAGUUCA
This is a messenger RNA of Pungitius pungitius (ninespine stickleback), 2483 nucleotides long. It is a transcript of the gene sys1, whose product is annotated as SYS1 golgi trafficking protein. The transcript is spliced from 4 exons. NCBI's taxonomy places the organism in Eukaryota, Metazoa, Chordata, Actinopteri, Perciformes, Gasterosteidae. Gene Ontology annotation, biological process: Golgi to endosome transport; Golgi to plasma membrane protein transport; protein localization to Golgi apparatus. The coding region runs from base 319 to 789 and encodes 156 amino acids. Gene Ontology annotation, cellular component: Golgi membrane; trans-Golgi network. The record is from RefSeq and is a predicted model, not a curated record.